AUGAAGAAGCAGUACCAGAAUAUAUUCAACGCAAAUGAGAUAGAGAAACAGAAACACAGAAGAUCUACGCGCAGAAUUCAACAAGCAGAUGGAGGUUUAACUUGUGAAGAAGCUCCGAGUCUUCAGGUUCAGCCUGCUGAGCUUGCUGAGUCUGCUGAACAGCUGAAUAUUCAACCCCGCAAGCCUCCGCCAACUGAGCCUGCAAGCAAUUGCGGCGCUCUUGGGUAUACAAGAAUAAGAUCUCAACCUAGCGUAAUUUAA
Paracoccidioides brasiliensis Pb18 is the source of this 261-nucleotide messenger RNA. RefSeq lists its product as uncharacterized. The transcript has a single exon. The record is from RefSeq and is a predicted model, not a curated record. The coding region runs from base 1 to 261 and encodes 86 amino acids.